AUGGCUAAGCUCGCGCUGGCCGUCUUCCUCCUGCUGCUGGCCGUGGCGGCGUCCGCGUCGGCCGCCGGCGGGAGCCACCUGGACCUGGACCUGGGCUUCCUCUCCUCGGGGGGCCGGAGCCGGAGGGAGUGCCGCGGCACGGUGGGCGAGUGCCUCGCCGAGGAGUCCUCCCUGGACCUGGGGGAGUCCGCCGAGUCCCACCGCCGCGCGCUCUACGGCGGCGGCGGGUACAUCAGCUACCGCGCUCUACAGCGGGGCAACGUUCCCUGCUCCCGCCGCGGCGCCAGCUACUACAACUGCCGCCCCGGCGCGCAGGCCAACCCCUACCACCGCGGCUGCUCCUGCAUCACCCGCUGCCGCGGCUGA
Messenger RNA from Miscanthus lutarioriparius, 366 nucleotides. The record is from the annotation of a GenBank genome assembly. Lineage: Eukaryota; Viridiplantae; Streptophyta; Magnoliopsida; Poales; Poaceae.